AGAUGCGCAUCAAGCGGUCGUCGUCCCUUAAGUGCGGCAAGACGCCGCCAGGCACGCCGGGCCGCAAGAAGAUCGUACGCUUCGCCGACAUGCUGGGCCUGGACCUGGCGGCCGUGCGCACCUUCCUGGGCGGCGGCGUGCCGCACGUGCCGCGCUCCGCCUUCUGGGACCUGCAGGUGGAGAAGCGCGCCGCCGGGCGCGGCUCCGUGACGGCGGACGCCGCGAUGCUGGUUGAGCGCCACGCGGCCGUACCGCGGCGCGUGCUGACGCCGCUCUUCCAGCAGCCUGGCCUGCACGGCAACUUCCUGGAGCGGGUGCGGACGCAGCGCGUGGUGGUGGAGAGCGUGGACGUUGGCGACGACAUGAGUGUGCGUGGCGUCGUGCGCGUCCUCAAUCUGGACUUCCACAAGACCGUCGUGGUGCGCUACACCUUCGACCACUGGCGGAACCACCACGAAACCACAGCAACGUACAUAGACGGAUCCUACGACGGCCUCACGGACCAGUUCUCCUUCUUGUUAUGGGGGAGCUUCCUACAGGAUAACGGGGCCUUGGUCUUCUGCGUCCGCUACCACUCCCUCGGUCAAGAUUUCUGGGACAACAACUUCGGCAGGAACUACAGUCUCCAGUGCUACUCUACCUUGGGGCCGCACAGUGAAGGGGGCAGCGGGGUAAUCUCGCGGCCCCAGAACUCCAGUAUGGUUCAACAGCACUUCGAGAGCGGGGGUGGGUCGUCCUCUUCCGCUCGUUCAUAUGGUAGUCACACCUUCUCCGGUUCCCCGACGACGCCUAACGAUCCUUGGGCCACCAGGUUCUUCUAGGUUGGUGGCGAAGGACCAAGACGGAGAGACACAAACCCAAGUUCAAGACAUAAGCAAGACUGAAUGAAGCAAGCAAGAAUGACCCCCUUAAGCAUAGUAACUUCAGCCUCUUCCUCCGCUCCCCGCCGUCACCGCCGCCGUCAGCCCUCCUCCAGUAGACUUCGAGUGAUCUGUUGUUAUUUAUUUCCUACGUUAGUGUGUGGAGAACAGGCUGUGGUAGUGUGUAAAGGAGGUGGAGGUGGUGGAUGUGGUGGGGUGGAUGGAUGGAUGGAUGGUAGAAGGGGAGAAGUUUAUAGGAUGUUGCUGCUAGUCCAAGGAGGUUAUCUACCUGCACAAGUUACUGGAGUCCUACAGAGUCCUACGAAGUCCUGUGAAGUUGUUAGGACGCUGCUACGAGAUCGAGGAAGUUAUCUCUAUAUAUAUACACAACUUACUAGAGUCCUACGAAGUCCUGUGAAGUUUUUAGGACGUCGUUGCAAAUUUGAGGAAGUUAUCUCUACAUUUACAACUUACCGGAGUCCUACGAAGUUCUGUGAAGUUUUUAGGACGUAGUUGCAAAUUUGAGGAAGUUAUCACUAUAUUUACAACUUACCGGAGUCCUACGAACUUCUACGAAGUCCUAAACGAACAAAGAGAUGAUCCCCAGGAGGUCAUCUUGACGUAACUGGAGUCUCACGAAAUCCCACGAAGUCCUGUGAAGUUUUAUGAAGUCCUACAGGAAGAAAAAGGUGAUCACGUGAAGUUUCCUCUUAAUCGAAGUCCCACGAAAUCCUACGAAGUCCCACGAAGUCCUGUGAAGUUUUGUGAAGUCCUACGGGAAGAAAGAUGAUGAUCAGAUGAAGUUUUCUCUCUUAACUGAAGUCCUACGAAGUUCUACAGAAUUAAGGAGUCGAUGCGAUGAAGUUUUUUUCACCUGGUGGAAGUCCUACGAAGUCCUGUGAAGUUUUAUGAAGUCCUACGGGAAGAAAGAAAUGAUCAGAUGAAGUUUUCUCUCGUAACUUAAGUCCUACGAAAGCUAACGAGGUCCUACAGGACCUCCAGUGAAGUUUAUCUACAUAACCAACAUCCUACGAGUGUCCUACGGGAUAAUAGAGUUGAUCUCAUGAAGUUAUCUCACCUAACCAAGCCCUGUGUAGCUUUCCAUCUGACUCUAGCUUGUAGGACCCCUUUAGGAUAUUAAAUGAGUCCUGCAGGAUAUCCUAAGCACCAUCUCCUCCCGGUCCACUGGUUUCCUUACAUAAAUGGAAUCCUACGAAGUUAUCCUACCAUACCAUGCUUGUAGGACCCCUUGUGUGCCCUGCAGGAUCCCCUAAGCGCCAUAGAGGAGUGUAAUCAAUGUCCUACAAGAGUUAACUGCAUAGUGGAAGUCCUACAAGCUUUCCUACACGCCUCCAUCCAUACCACGCUUGUAGGAAUCCAAUAGAGUGUCUUAUGAGUCCUCUAGGAUCCCUCACACGUCAUCAAAGCCUGUCCUCAAGUGUCCUACGAAGCUAUCCUACACUCCACUAAGCCAGCAUCCCGGGUGUGCCAUGUAGGACCCCAUAGGAUCUCAUGUGUGUCCUGCAGUAUCUCAACAAGGAACAAGUAGGA
This is a messenger RNA of Eriocheir sinensis (Chinese mitten crab), 2411 nucleotides long. RefSeq names its product glycogen-binding subunit 76A-like (gene Gbs-76A). NCBI's taxonomy places the organism in Eukaryota, Metazoa, Arthropoda, Malacostraca, Decapoda, Varunidae. Gene Ontology annotation, molecular function: glycogen binding; protein phosphatase 1 binding. The record is from RefSeq and is a predicted model, not a curated record. Gene Ontology annotation, cellular component: protein phosphatase type 1 complex. Gene Ontology annotation, biological process: regulation of glycogen biosynthetic process.